Messenger RNA from Hevea brasiliensis (rubber tree), 3794 nucleotides. RefSeq names its product probable sucrose-phosphate synthase 1. The record is from RefSeq and is a predicted model, not a curated record. Lineage: Eukaryota; Viridiplantae; Streptophyta; Magnoliopsida; Malpighiales; Euphorbiaceae. The transcript has 13 exons. Gene Ontology annotation, molecular function: sucrose-phosphate synthase activity; sucrose synthase activity. Gene Ontology annotation, biological process: sucrose metabolic process. The coding region runs from base 200 to 3370 and encodes 1056 amino acids.
GAAAAAGCAAAGAAAACACGAGACUGAUAUGCAAGUUGGAGCUGUAAUCUCUCUGCCCAAUUCCAGCCUCAAUCUCUCUGCCUUUGUCUUUUCUCUUCAUUGGCUAGCUUACGCAUACAAGCAAAAACCACUGCUCUGCCUCUAAUCAUAAUUCUCUCUAUCUCCAUUAGCUGAUUCUGGAGAAGGAGCAAAUCGGCUAAUGGCUGGGAACGAUUGGAUUAACAGCUACCUCGAGGCAAUCCUCGAUGUCGGCCCUGGCCUUGAUGAUGCUAAGUCGUCUUUGCUACUCAGAGAGAGAGGAAGAUUCAGUCCCACUCGAUAUUUCGUCGAAGAAGUCAUCACUGGAUUCGAUGAGACCGAUCUCCACCGCUCCUGGGUUAAGGCUCAGGCGACGAGGAGUCCGCAGGAGAGGAACACCAGAUUGGAGAAUAUGUGCUGGAGGAUUUGGAACUUAGCUCGCCAAAAGAAGCAGCUUGAGGGAGAGCUUGCCCAAAGGAAUGCUAAACGUCAUCUUGAACGUGAAAGAGGCCGCAGAGAGGCAACUGCUGAUAUGUCUGAAGAUCUAUCGGAAGGAGAAAAAGGAGAUGCAGUAGGUGACGUAUCGUCUCAUGGUGAUAGUAACAGAGGCAGACUGCCUAGAAUCAAUUCUGUUGAUGCAAUGGAGGCAUGGGCUAGUCAGCAAAAGGGCAAAAAGCUGUACAUUGUGUUAAUAAGCCUUCAUGGUCUAAUACGAGGUGAAAAUAUGGAGCUUGGACGUGAUUCCGAUACUGGUGGUCAGGUUAAAUAUGUUGUGGAACUUGCAAGGGCUUUGGGCUCAAUGCCAGGAGUCUAUCGAGUGGAUUUGUUAACUAGACAAUUAUCAGCACCAGAUGUAGAUUGGAGUUAUGGUGAGCCCACAGAGAUGCUUACCCUUAGAAACUCAGAAGAUUCUGAGGAUGAGAUGGGGGAGAGCAGUGGUGCCUAUAUUGUUCGUAUACCCUUUGGAACAAAGGAUAAAUACAUCCCUAAAGAAAAUUUGUGGCCUUACAUCCCUGAAUUUGUUGACGGUGCUCUUAACCACAUAAUUCAGAUGUCCAAAGUUCUGGGAGAGCAAAUUGGUGGUGGGAAGCCAAUCUGGCCUGUUGCCAUCCACGGACAUUAUGCUGAUGCAGGCGAUUCUGCUGCUCUUCUAUCAGGUUCUUUAAAUGUGCCAAUGCUUUUCACUGGUCACUCACUUGGCCGGGAUAAGUUAGAACAGCUACUAAAACAAGGCCGAUUAUCGAGGGAUGAAAUAAAUUCUACAUACAAAAUAAUGCGUCGGAUAGAGGCUGAGGAAUUUUCGCUGGAUUCUUCUGAAAUAGUCAUAACUAGCACUAGACAGGAGAUUGAUGAGCAGUGGCGCUUAUAUGAUGGUUUUGAUCCAAUACUGGAGCGUAAACUGCGAGCAAGAAUCAAGCGUAAUGUGAGCUGUUAUGGCAGGUUCAUGCCUCGCAUGGCUAUAAUUCCUCCUGGGAUGGAGUUUCAUCACAUUGUUCCCCAAGAAGGGGAUAUGGACGGUGAAGUGGAAGGAAAUGAGGACCAUCCUACUUCUCCUGAUCCACCAAUAUGGUCUGAGAUAAUGCGCUUCUUUACGAAUCCUCGUAAGCCUAUGAUACUUGCCCUUGCUAGGCCAGAUCCCAAAAAGAACAUCACAACUUUGGUUAAAGCAUUUGGAGAAUGUCGUCCAUUAAGAGAGCUUGCUAACCUUACGCUAAUUAUGGGUAACCGAGAUGGAAUUGAUGAAAUGUCAAGCACAAAUGCUUCUGUUCUUCUUUCAGUGCUUAAGCUUAUUGACAAGUAUGAUCUGUAUGGGCAAGUUGCAUACCCUAAACACCACAAGCAGGCUGGUGUCCCUGACAUAUAUCGUCUAGCAGCAAAGACAAAGGGUGUUUUCAUCAAUCCAGCCUUCAUUGAGCCAUUCGGGCUUACUUUGAUUGAGGCAGCAGCUCAUGGUUUGCCCAUUGUUGCCACAAAAAAUGGAGGCCCAGUGGACAUACACCGGGUACUGGACAAUGGUCUUCUUGUUGAUCCUCAUGAUCAGCAGUCUAUUGCUGAUGCUCUUCUAAAGCUUGUUGCUGACAAGCAGCUUUGGGCAAAAUGCCGACAAAAUGGAUUGAAGAAUAUUCACCUAUUCUCAUGGCCAGAGCAUUGCAAGACUUACCUAUCACGAAUAGCCAGCUGCAAACCAAGGCAUCCACAGUGGCAAAAAGAUAAUGAUGGAGCUGAUACUUCAGAUACAGAUUCACCAGGUGAUUCGUUAAGGGACAUACAUGAUAUAUCUUUGAACUUGAAGUUCUCAUUGGAUGGAGAAAAGACUGGAGCUAGUGGAAAUGAUAAUUCUCUAGAAUCUGAAGGAGAUGCUGAUAGAAAGGGUAAGUUAGAGAAUGCUGUUUUGGCAUGGUCAAAGGGUGUUUUGAAGAACACACAAAAGACUGGAUACAUAGAAAGAGGAGAACAAUACAAUAGUUCUGGUAAGUUUCCAGCUUUGAGAAGGAGGAAACAAAUUUUUGUCAUUGCAGUGGAUUUCGAUGCCAUUUCUGGGCUUAUAGAGGCAACUAGAAAAAUUUUCGAGGCUGUUGAAAAAGAAAGGACUGAAGGCUCAAUAGGGUUCAUAUUGUCAACGUCUUUGACCAUAUCUGAGAUACACUCAUUUCUGGUCACAGGGGGAUUUAGUCCCAGUGAUUUUGAUGCUUUUAUAUGCAACAGUGGUAGUGACCUAUUUUACUCAAAUCUUAAUUCAGAGGAUGGUCCCUUUGUGGUUGACUUUUAUUACCACUCACAUAUUGAGUACCGAUGGGGUGGAGAAGGGCUAAGAAAGACUUUGGUUCGCUGGGCUACUACAGUUAAUGAUAAAAAGGCUGAGAAAGGGGAACAGAUUGUUACAGCAGCCGAACAGCUUUCAACCAACUAUUGUUAUUCUUUUACCGUGCAAAAGCCAGGAGUGGUUCCCCCUGUUAAAGAGCUCCAGAAGUUGCUGAGGAUUCAGGCUCUCCGAUCCCACGUUAUAUAUUGCCAAAAUGGGACCAGGAUAAAUAUAAUUCCAGUAUUGGCUUCUCGCUCCCAAGCCCUAAGGUAUCUUUAUGUUCGGUGGGGCAUUGAUUUGGCAAAUAUGGUGGUUUUUGUUGGAGAAUCUGGGGACACAGAUUAUGAAGGAUUGCUUGGUGGGCUACACAAGAGUGUAAUAUUAAGGGGAGUUUGUAGUAGUGCAAGUAACCAACUCCAUGCCAACAGAAACUACCCUCUCACAGAUGUUAUAGCGUCAGACAGCCCCAAUAUUGUUCACACAGCUGAAGAAUGCACCAAGUCUGAUAUCCGGGGUUCCUUGCAGCAAUUAGCAUGUGUCAAGGGCUAGAUAGUCCCACACUUACCCUUCAUCAUUCAAAUUUGUUCUAGACCUUGUCUAUGUUGCUUUUAUCAUAAGGAGUACCCGGUUGCUUCCAUGCCAAGCAUCUCAUAAUUAUGGCAUUCUCAUCAUUUUUCGAUCCUCAAGAAGCUUGCUUGUGAGUAUUUCGUGUAGAUUCAAACCCCAUUUUACUUUCUACUUUUUCCAAUUUGUUUAUUCCCAUAUUGAGUCCAUCCUUGAGUGCUUUAUUGGCCUGCAAGUUUCUAAUGCCUUCCUCCGUGACACUUGUGUCCAAUUUCUUUGGCUAUUGUACACAGUUGCAUGUACUUUUGGUAUGUUUCUAUCAGAUAAGUGUUACCAUAUAUAAAAAUAUUAUCUCUGCAUGUUUGCAAUACUACUACAUGAAAAUAAAGCCUUCUGUUUCAUUUUGUCC